This is a messenger RNA of Miscanthus lutarioriparius, 1734 nucleotides long. Lineage: Eukaryota; Viridiplantae; Streptophyta; Magnoliopsida; Poales; Poaceae. The record is from the annotation of a GenBank genome assembly.
AUGGCAUCCGCGAAUGCCAUCUCCACCGCCUCCCUCAUCUCGCCCCUCUCGCAGGGCAGGGCGACGAGGGCCAGGUAUGGCCGGUCACAGCGGUUCGUGGUGCGUGCGGAAGCCAAAGACAUCGCCUUUGACCAAAAAUCCAGGGCAGCGUUGCAGGCCGGCGUCGAGAAGCUCGCAAACGCCGUCGGUGUCACCCUCGGGCCACGAGGGAGGAAUGUGGUGCUUGAUGAGUAUGGCAGCCCCAAAGUUGUGAAUGAUGGAGUCACUAUUGCCCGGGCUAUUGAGCUGUAUGAUCCAAUGGAAAAUGCUGGUGCAGCAUUGAUUCGUGAGGUUGCUAGCAAGACCAAUGAUUCUGCUGGUGAUGGCACUACAACUGCUUCCGUCCUUGCUCGUGAAAUCAUCAAGCUUGGCCUUCUAAGUGUAACGUCUGGUGCAAAUCCUGUGUCACUUAAGAAGGGAAUAGACAAAACUGUGCAGGGUCUAAUUCAGGAGCUUGAGAAUAAGGCUAGACCAGUCAAGGGUGGUGGUGAUAUCAAAGCCGUUGCAUCUAUCUCUGCUGGCAAUGAUGAAUUUAUCGGAUCCAUGAUUGCUGAAGCAAUUGACAAAGUGGGGCCUGAUGGUGUUCUAUCAAUUGAAUCCUCCUCUUCUUUUGAGACUACCGUUGAAGUUGAAGAAGGAAUGGAGAUUGACCGCGGUUAUAUUUCCCCACAAUUUGUGACAAACCUCGAGAAAUCUAUUGUGGAGUUUGAGAAUGCUAAGGUUCUUAUUACUGAUCAGAAGAUCACAAGCAUAAAGGAAAUUCUUCCGAUUUUGGAGAAGACCACACAGCUGAGAGCCCCUUUGUUCAUUAUUGCUGAGGACAUUACUGGUGAAGCUUUGGCAACUCUUGUUGUUAACAAGCUUCGAGGAAUUCUCAAUGUUGCAGCGAUUAAGGCUCCAAGCUUUGGUGAGCGGCGGAAGGCUGUACUUCAGGACAUUGCCAUUGUCACAGGUGCUGAGUUCCUAGCAAAAGAUCUUGGUUUGUUGGUUGAAAAUGCUACAGAGGAACAACUUGGUACAGCAAGGAAAGUCACGAUACAUCAGACUACAACAACCCUCAUAGCAGAUGCAGCCACUAAAGAUGAGAUCCAAGCGAGGGUUGCACAGCUAAAGAAGGAGCUUGCUGAGACUGAUUCAGUUUAUGAUACUGAGAAAUUGGCUGAGAGAAUUGCUAAGCUUGCUGGUGGUGUUGCUGUUAUCAAGGUUGGAGCUGCAACUGAGACUGAGCUUGAGGACCGCCAGCUAAGAAUUGAGGAUGCAAAAAAUGCCACUUUUGCAGCUAUAGAGGAGGGCAUUGUUCCUGGAGGUGGAACGGCAUACGUGCACCUAUCUACCAUUGUCCCUUCGAUCAAAGAAAAAAUUGAGGACCCUGAUGAGCGCCUUGGUGCUGAUAUUAUUCAAAAGGCACUGGUAGCACCUGCUUCAUUGAUCGCACACAAUGCUGGAGUAGAGGGCGAAGUGGUUGUUGAGAAGAUCAAGGACAGUGUGUGGGAGGUGGGCUACAAUGCAAUGACAGACAAGUACGAGAACCUGAUUGAGGCCGGUGUGAUCGACCCUGCUAAGGUGACUAGGUGUGCACUCCAGAAUGCGGCCUCAGUAGCUGGAAUGGUCCUAACCACACAGGCAAUUGUUGUUGAGAAGCCAAAGCCGAAGCCUCAAGCGGCAGAGGCAGCAGAGGGAAGCCUUGCCUUGUAA